AUGUUCUUGGAAUUGCAGUCAAUCUUUGAGCGGAUUAUAAGUGUUUUUAGUGAUAAGUCUAGAUCUUUAGAGAAUCAUUAUAAAUUUGUUUUUGAAAAGUAUGCUACGGUAGAAAAAUAUGGAGAAUUAUAUAUGAAUGUCGAAGAUUUUGUCAAUGCAAUUACUUCAGAAGGAGAAUGUCAUAAGAUAAAGCGGGAUGAGUAUUGUAUUCUUUUUAGGGUAGCAGAUGUGAAGAAAAAAGGUCUUUUAAGUUUGGAAGAUUGGAUUUGUUUUGAGAAAUUACUUGCAAAAUAUGAUGCAGAAUAUGAGAUUAUAUUUAAAUUUUUUGAUAUAAAUGGAACAGGGAAGAUUUCAUAUGAAGAUUUUAAAAAGAUAAUAUCUACGAAUAAAUGUUCGGAUAGUAUUCCUUUUAAUUGGAACACAUCAUGGUCAAAAAUUUAUAUGAGUAAUGUAAGAAAAUAUAAUAUGAUGACAUAUCCUGAAUUUAUUCAAAUGAUGAAAGAUCUUGAAGAAGAACGUAUAAGGCAAGCUUUUGUUUAUUAUGAUAAAGAGAAUUUAGGAUAUAUUGGAUUGGAUGAGUUUUCAAAAAUUAUUAAUAAACUGUCUUGGCAUAAAUUAUCAGAUUAUCUUUUAACGCAUUUGCAUACUCUUUGCAAUAUGGUUAGUGGGCAAAAAAUUAGCUAUGCUAACAUAAGGGCAUUUCACAAUGUUAUUGGAAAAAUGAAUAUGAUUGAGCGUAUUGUUAGAACUGCUACUUUGAAUUCACCAGAUAGUAGGAUUACAAAAAUUGAUUUUAUGAGAGAAGCUGAAAAAAUGGGAUGCUCUUCUUUAUUUACGCCUAUGGAAAUGGAUAUUUUAUUUCAUUUUUCUAGUUUAGAUAAUGAUACAGGUCGUUUAAGCUAUCAAGAUUUUAUAAAAAUCUUAGAUGUUUCAUGGAAAAACUCUGUAGAACAAAAGAAUAUUCUAUCUUGUGAUGAAUUGAAAAUAGUAAAUAAAUAUGGAAAAAUAAAAAAGUUACUUCCAAAUUUGUUGGACAGUAUUUAUCAUUUUUCAUUAGGGGCUGUUGCUGGUGCAUCGGGUGCCAUUGUUGUUUAUCCAAUAGAUUUAGUAAAGACAAGGAUGCAAAAUGCAAGGAUCAGGAUUGGCGAACAGAUGCUUUAUAGAAAUAGUUUUGAUUGUGCAAAAAAGGUUUUAAGAAACGAAGGUAUUUGGGGGUUAUAUAGUGGAGUGGGUCCUCAAUUAAUCGGCGUGAUACCAGAAAAAGCUACAAAGCUUACAGUAAAUGAUCUGGUUAGAAAUAUAGUUAAAGAGGAUAACGGUAAAAUAAAACUUUAUUGGGAAAUAUUAGCUGGUGCUUCUGCUGGAGCUUCUCAAGUGAUAUUUACAAAUCCUUUAGAAAUUGUAAAAAUAAGACUUCAGAUGCAAGGAGAACACAUUGUUUCUUCUAAGGAUGCUUUUCGUAAGAAUGCUUUAUUUAUUAUAAGAGAUUUAGGUCUUUCGGGACUUUAUAAAGGCACAUCUGCUUGUUUAUUACGCGACAUACCUUUUAGUGCUAUAUAUUUUCCUGUUUAUUCUCAUUUAAAGAAUGAUUAUUUCAAGGAAAAUUCUGGAAAAAAAUUAAAAAUCUUUGAGCAUCUUGUUUCUGGUGCUAUUGCUGGUAUCCCUGCUGCAUAUUUUACAACACCUGCAGAUGUUAUAAAGACUAGAUUACAAGUAGAAGCUAGAAAGGGCGAAACAACUUAUAAAAGUAUUCGGCAUGCUUUUUUUACAAUUAUUAAAGAAGAGGGUGUUUCGACUUUGUUUAAGGGAGGACCUGCUAGAGUAUUUCGUUCAUCACCUCAAUUUGCAUGUACAUUAGCUGUAUACGAAGCAUUACAAUCAUUAUUUUCGAAAUCUACACAUUCAUCUCAAUUAUUAUUUGAUUCGAAAGAGAAAAAUGUAUCUUUGCCAUAUUUACGAUCCUGUAAUGCUUUACAUACUAUACUUGAUAUGGAUAUAAAUUAUGGGAAUUAUUUUAAGCCUUAAUGUAUAUAAAAUCAAAAGUAUGAGAACUGGUUUAAUAUUAAUAAGGAGAUAUAUUGAUAUUACUUUUUCUCUGUCUUAAUUUUUAGAAAAACUUAACCAAAUUUUA
Messenger RNA from Pneumocystis murina B123, 2131 nucleotides. RefSeq lists its product as hypothetical. Gene Ontology annotation, molecular function: calcium ion binding; L-aspartate transmembrane transporter activity; L-glutamate transmembrane transporter activity. The transcript has 6 exons. The coding region runs from base 1 to 2025 and encodes 674 amino acids. Gene Ontology annotation, biological process: aspartate transmembrane transport; malate-aspartate shuttle; L-glutamate transmembrane transport. Lineage: Eukaryota; Fungi; Ascomycota; Pneumocystomycetes; Pneumocystales; Pneumocystaceae. The record is from RefSeq and is a predicted model, not a curated record.